Molecule: messenger RNA, 948 nt
Organism: Rhipicephalus microplus (southern cattle tick)
Lineage: Eukaryota; Metazoa; Arthropoda; Arachnida; Ixodida; Ixodidae
Source: RefSeq, a predicted model, not a curated record
AUGGAGAUAACUACCGACGAUAUUAGCGAGAGUACCACUGCUGUAGUUCCACCGACAGUUUCCAUCGCCUCCUCCUGCUCCCAUACCUACGCCAGUGACAACCCCUCCACCGGUGACUCAUUCUCCGACGCCCACACCUCCCCCCCGCACACCUCCUCCUACGACAAUGCCACCACCUGUUCCACCUCCUCCACCUACCCUGUCUCCUCGGCCCACAUUGCCUCCUCCUACCACGCCAACUACACUUCCUCUGCCACCCAUUUCUUCUCCACCUACUCCGACUACCCGAACCACACUGCCUCCUGCUACCACACCACCUCCACCUCCUCCGACUACGCGGUGGACCCUGCCUCCUGCUACCACUCCACCUCCUCCUCCACCACCUCCUCCGACUACCCGGCCCACACUGCCUCCUACUACCGCACCCUCCUCCGCCUUCUCCGACUACCCGGCCCACGCUGCCUCCUGCUACCACACCACCUCCACCACCUCCUCCGACUACCCGGCCGACACUGCCACCUGCUACCACACCGCCUCCUCCUCCUCCGCCUGCUCCGACUACCCGGCCCACACUGCCUCCUGCUACCACACCACCUCCACCACCUCCUCGACUACCCCGCCGACAGUGCUACCUGCUACCACACCACCACCUCCUCCUCCACCUACUCCAACUACCCGGCCCACACUGCCUCCUGCUACUACACCACCUACACCUCCACCGCCUCCUCCGACUACCCGGCCGACACUGCCACCUGCUACCAAGCCACCACCUCCUCCUCCGCCUACUCCGACUACCCGGACCACACUUCCUCCUGCUACCACACCACCUACACCUCCUCCACCACCGCCACCAAUUCCCUCACCGUUGCCUACGCAACCUGCGACCACAUUGCCUCCGGUUCCACCUACACCUACGCCGCCUCCUACUGUGUCAACUCCGAAGAUUAG